Molecule: messenger RNA, 5710 nt
Organism: Ictalurus punctatus (channel catfish)
Lineage: Eukaryota; Metazoa; Chordata; Actinopteri; Siluriformes; Ictaluridae
Product: inactive phospholipase C-like protein 2
Exons: 6
Coding region: 1336-4578 (1080 amino acids)
Biological process (GO): intracellular signal transduction; lipid metabolic process
Molecular function (GO): phosphatidylinositol-4,5-bisphosphate phospholipase C activity
Source: RefSeq, a predicted model, not a curated record
GUCACCAUGACUACACCCGAGCUCGCCUACUAGCAAACUAAAGAGUAUGAAAAAAUAGUACGGCGCUACUCUAAGCCUGGUAUUUGGACAUACUCUUUUACCGAGUCCGAGAUAUUUUGGACGUGUGCAAAACUUCGAUGUUGACAGACUGAAUGCGUCGAGUGUGUGUGUGUGUGUGAAGAAAAAAAAUAUAAAGGGAAGAAGAGAAAAGCUGGAUCCUUCACACACUUUCAAGGUGGGCAGCGUUUUGAGUGAGGAAGUGCACGCGCUGCAAGAAUAUCAGAAAUAAAGCCAGGCUUGGGAUUUAUUUAUUAUUUUAUGUGAACAACAAAACUCCUGGAAAGUUUCGAUUUGACUUUGAUUUUGGUUUAUAAACCUUAUAAACGUAUUUUACGGUUAACUCGAGGAGGAAAACUAGUAACACAGGGUACGCACGCGACCUUUUUAUUAUUAUUAAUUUUUUAGGGGGGUUUAUUUCCAGGUGAGUUUUGUUGUUGUUGUUGUUGUUGUGCUAACUGACUCGCGUGUACUGCAGCUAAGAACAUUCUCGAAGUGUGGAAAAUAUAAAACAGUGUGUUUGAUAUAUUGUUCGGAUUGAAUUAAAGUAGCAGCUAGCUAACGUGUUGUAGCUAAGUGAAGGCUAGCUGUCACGGUGUCUGUUCUGUCAAACCGUCGUGUUGCUCGGUGUUUGUUAGCUAACUAGCUAAUUAACGGAACUAACUCAAGCUAAGCCAUUUUUUCAUACGAAGUGUUUGGUAAUAAUGUGUGUGUGUGUGUGUGUGUGUGUUUUUAAAGGGAUUUGAAUGAAAGUAGGCAGUCUAACAAACAGGAGAAAACAAAGAAAGCGUUAACUAAAUGACUCGAUAAUUUCCGUUACAUACUUAUAUAGUAAAUUAGCGCGCGCGCGGGUUUGUUUUAUUAUUAUUAUUAUUAUUAUUAUUAUUAUUAUUCUUUAAAAAGAUAUCUUAUUUAUACGUCCUCGUGCGUUUGGGCUUGGACCGGUGUGGAAGCGGGAUGUUUAUGAUGCACUGAUUCAGCAGAUGGCAGUAGCACGAAGGGCUGUCCUCAUCCUGGAUGUGAUGCUGAAACAAUAAGGCUUUUAAACCCACCUCUCCACCACCUCCUCCACCUCCAGCAGCACGAGCAGCGGUGUAGUAAAAACAUCGUGUGAACGGAGUCCAGAUGCGGCCGCACGCGCCAGAGGUUAUUGCUCCAGUUAUCGCAGAUGUGAAUCAGCGCGAGCGCCUUCAACGCGCCACGGUAGUGAAAUCGGUUCGUCUGUGAUCAAGCACCACGGACUUCGAGACUCAUCCCUCACAGCGUCGACCCGCGCUCAUGGCGGAGUUCACAGAGAAACCAGGAAGCGCGGACACACAGCGCGAGCUCUCGGGCUCGGUAUCGAACGGCGAUUGUGGACUUGCACCAGAGCUGGCUGGAUCAACCGGACCGGAUAACGCAUCAGACGGCAAACCUGGGCUACCCCGAAAGGCCAGCAUCAUCAAGGAUGGGUCAAGGCAGCGCAAAGAGAGAAAGAAGACCGUCUCUUUCAGCAGCAUGCCCACAGAAAAGAAGAUCAGCAGUGCUAGUGACUGCAUUAAUGCCAUGGUGGAUGGGUCCGAGUUGAGGAAAGUGAGGUCCAACUCCAGGGUUUACUAUCGAUACUUUCUGCUCGAUGCAGACAUGCAGUCUCUCAGGUGGGAGCCGUCGAAAAAGGAGUCGGAUAAAGCCAAAAUCGACGUGAAGUCCAUUAAGGAAGUGCGAAGUGGUAAGAAUACUGACACUUUCAGGACCAACGGUGUUUAUGAUCAGAUUUCAGAAGACUGUGCAUUCUCGAUUAUUUACGGAGAGAACUACGAGUCUCUGGAUCUAGUUGCGAACACUGCUGAUGUAGCUAACAUUUGGGUGACCGGGCUCAGGUACAUGAUAUCCUAUGGGAAACAUACCCUGAACAUGAUUGAAAGUAGUCAGAACAACCUGCGCUCUUCUUGGCUCGGGGAUCUCUUCGACGAGGCCGACGUGAGCGGCAGCAAAAGUAUAAGUCUGUGUACUGCCGUACAGAUGACCAAAAAACUGAAUCCUGGACUGAAAAAUGUUAAAAUAGAACUCAAAAUCAAAGAGCUACAUAAAGCAAAAGACAAAAUGGGGUGUGAUGUUACAAAGGAGGAAUUUGUUGAGAUCUAUCAUGAUCUUUGCACGAGGCCGGAAAUAUAUUUCUUGCUCGUUCAGUUUUCUAGCAACAAAGAAUUUCUUGAUACCAAGGACUUGAUGAUCUUUUUAGAAGCAGAACAAGGCAUGGCCCAGGUUAGUGAAGACACAAGCUUAGAGGUUAUUCAGAGGUAUGAGCCGUCGAAAGAGGGGCAGCUCAAGGGCUGGCUGUCAUUAGACGGAUUUACAAACUACCUUAUGUCCAACGACUGCCACAUUUUUGAUCCGGAACAAAAGACCGUAUGCCAAGACAUGAACCAGCCUUUGUCUCACUAUUACAUUAACUCCUCUCACAAUACCUACCUAAUCGAGGACCAGUUCAGGGGUCCCUCGGACAUCACAGGGUACAUCCGUGCAUUGAAAAUGGGAUGUAGAAGCGUAGAGCUCGAUGUUUGGGAUGGGCCUGACAACGAGCCAGUAAUUUACACCGGUCAUACCAUGACGUCGCAGAUCGUCUUCCGCAGCGUGAUUGACAUUAUAAACAAGUACGCCUUUGUAGCGUCUGAAUUCCCUCUGAUUCUGUGUUUGGAGAAUCACUGUUCCAUCAAGCAGCAGAAAGUAAUGUUUCAACACCUCAAAAAAAUCCUCGGGGACAAAAUUCACACCGAUGCACCAAAACCCGAAGACAGCUACCUUCCCUCCCCCAACGACUUGAAAGGCAAGAUUCUUUUGAAAGGAAAGAAGCUAGGGAACACCUGCACGAGCUCGGAGGGGGAAGUGACCGACGAGGACGAAGGGGCAGAAAUGUCUCAACGAAUGAACAUCGAAGGAGGGGAGCAGCAGACUGUUACCCAGGCGAAAAAGUUUCACCUCACCAAAGACCUCUCUGACCUGGUGACCUUGUGCAAAUCUAUUCCGUUUAAAGACUUUCAGACAGCAUUCCAGAACCAGAAGCAUUGGGAGCUUUGCUCUUUCAAUGAGGUCUUUGCUAGCAGGUGUGCUAGCGAUUCUCCUGGUGAAUUUGUAAAUUACAAUAAGAAGUUCCUUGCUAGGGUUUACCCUAGUCCAAUGCGGAUCGACUCGAGCAAUAUGAACCCUCAGGAUUUCUGGAAGUGCGGUUGCCAAAUAGUUGCAAUGAACUACCAAACUCCAGGCCUGAUGAUGGACCUGAACAUCGGCUGGUUCCGGCAAAACGGCAACUGUGGCUAUGUACUUCGUCCAGCCAUAAUGAGGGAGCAGGUGUCUUAUUUCAGCGCAAAUACUAAAGAUUCAGUGCCCGGAGUAUCUCCACAACUCCUUCACAUAAAGAUCAUCAGUGGACAAAAUUUCCCCAAACCCAAAGGCUCAGGUGCCAAAGGAGACGUCGUAGACCCUUACGUAUACGUCGAGAUCCACGGCAUCCCCGCCGAUUGUGCUGAGCAAAGGACUAAAACCGUCCAUCAGAAUGGAGACAACCCCCUUUUCGACGAGAGCUUCGAGUUUCAGGUUAAUCUUCCUGAGUUAGCGAUGGUACGCUUCGUCGUUCUGGACGACGACUACAUUGGGGAUGAAUUUAUCGGUCAGUACACUAUUCCUUUUGAGUGUCUACAGCCAGGCUUUCGCCAUAUUCCCCUUCAGUCUUUAACUGGUGAGGUUCUUCCUCAUGUCUGGUUGUUUGUCCACGUGGCCAUUACCAACCGACGUGGUGGGGGCAAGCCCCACAAAAGAGGGCUGUCGGUCCGCAAAGGCAAAAGGAGUCGGGAGUACGCCACCAUGAGGAUACUGCUCAUCAAGGCGGUGGAUGAGGUUUUUAAGAGUGCCAUACAGCCGCUCCGAGAAGGAACUGACCUCAGAGAGAACAUGCAGAACUCUUUAGCGUCGUUUAAAGAGCUGUGCGGUUCGUCAGCGGUGGCCAAUCUGAAACAGUGCAUCCUGGCCCUGUCGUCUCGUCUCACGGGUGCAGACAACAACCCGCUUGUGCUGUUCAACCUGAAGGAGCAGUACCCCAGCAUGGAGGCUCAGGGGCUGCUGCCUGAUGUCCUAAAGAAGGUGCCCGCUGCGUAUGAGACGAUGGUCCAGACGAGCAGGACGCUGCUGGAGAACUCGGACGGCGUCUACGAGAGGAUACUCCAAGUGCAGAAAGCAGCUAUGGAGUUCCAUGAGAAUCUUCACGACAUGGCGGUGAAGGAGGGUCUGAAAGGCAGGAAGCUCCACAAGGCGGUGGAGAGCUUUACCUGGAACAUAACUAUUCUAAAGGGUCAGGCUGACCUGCUGAAGCACGCACGGGCCGAAGUGCUGGAGAACCUGAAGCAGGUGCAUUACGCCGCACUCACCUGCAACCUAGCCAAAGGGGCGACGUCGUCCAGCUCCGAGUCCAAAUCCCACCGCAGCCUGGGAGCCAUUCCAGAGAGGGCGCCAGGAGAGGACGACGUCAGCGAUGACGAGGAGAACUAAGGGCUCGUCGAGCUCGCCGAAGUCCUGCUGAAACUGUGCCAUUACAGAGGAAGAGUAAAGUGAUCUAGGGAUAAAGAGGAAGCCAGGCUGUUCUGUGUCUCUUUUACACUUUUUCCAGCGUCAUUCCAUACCCGUUGGGCCGAAGUGCCUCAACAAACCUCGCCAAAUCCUGCCCCCCCCCUUCCCCCUUCCCCUUUCCCCCAGCCAAACCCCAAAACCUCAAUCCUCCACCCAACUCAGGGUAGUCUAACAGGACUACUUUUAUUUCCAGAGCCUGCUGAUCGCCUUGCUAGUGUGCUGGCACAGUGUCGUGAUUCACUGCAGUGUUGAACUCAGACGUGCACUUAAGGAGCCUCGCUCCGGGACCGCCUAUAAGCACAAAUCUAACGGAUUUAGAGGAGCCGAAACUGGAGCUGAGAACGAGAACGCGAGAACGAAUGAGUCGAGCUGUUUACAAUAACAAACUAAUUCAUGUUCUGUCUGCCAAAACAGUAUAUAUAUAUAUAUAUAUAUAUAUAAUAUGGAGAUCUGUUACCUUUUUUUUGCAAUGUGCACCGAUUUAAGGGAGGAGAUUUAUUUUGUUAAGCUGUUUUAAAGAGAAUAUUUUAUUUGUGUGAAAGAUGAGCAGAAAGAAGAAACGUAUGCCACUUACGGGUGAUUUGAUGAAACGCGCGAUACCUUCAGACGCGACCAGCUGAGGAAAUGUGUGUUACAGGUACAUGGUUGACUCCUAGUCACCAUUACAGUUAUGAUUACAGUGACGGUUUCUGGGUAAGAUUUGCCUAGUGGUUUGCUAGAGGGAAACAUCAUUUCCAUGUGUUUUGCCUAAGCUAAGCCUGCCUAGCGCCAGCCCGUAAGAGUCUGUCGCCUUCUCCGCUGUUCGUCUCCGGCUCAUCUCGCCGGACUUUUCAGCCCGAUCUCCCAUCCCAAUUUCCAUCAUCUUACCAGAACGUCAAGAAACGGGAAACGGUGUCGUUUGCUACGUUUCAGUGCCGUAAACGUCAGUGUCUUUUGAACUGUAGUUCAACCAUUUAUACCAACGGGGAAGCGGGUUAGUUUCGAAACAGAACAGCAGUUUUGUUUUUACCCCGUGAACUCCUGAGAGCGCUGAAAUAAAUCGUGUUGAAAUAAA